AAAUAGGUGUCUAUCUAUCAACUUACGUCUUUUAGGCGAGGUUGGCCCGAUCCAAGCCGCCCACCGGCCAGCCAUAGCACCUCGAUUCCCUGGCCGGCGCGCGUAAACUCCAUCACUCUUCUGCCGCGGCGACGUCUAGAAGUGAAGUAGAACAUCCUGAGCUUGGAAGUGAAAGAGUGGUAAGAUGCAGAAAUUAGGGGACUUUAAGCUGCCCUACUUCUUCAAUUAUCCACCCUACUUCACUUUGCAGCCGGUAAGGGAAACACGUGAGAAGCAAGUGCAACUAUGGAAGGAACUAAUACUUGAUUACUGUAGAAAUCAAAAAAUAUUUGUUAUUGGACUCGAAGAAGAUUUCCCCCUAUUUUCUAAUCCAGUCAUUGAAAGAUCUCUCAGCCAUGAGGCAAGAAAGGUAUUUCUAAAUGCUCUGGUUGCUGAAGGUCAUGCAGAAUGGAUGGACAAAAGUCACAAGAAAUGUCUUAUUCUGUGGCGAAGAAUUCAAGAUUGGGCAGCUUAUAUUUUGAACUUUGUAAAAGAAAAUGGAUUUGAAGACAGCGUCAUGACUGUUGAGGAUAUACGAUCAGGAAUUGAAACUCGUGGGACUGAUCUUGCUGGGAUUGAUCGUGGUGUGCUGAUGCGUGCCCUGAGGUUACUGGAACAGAAGGGUAAAGCAGCAAUCUUCAAGGGGACUUCAGCAGACGAUGAAGGAGUGAAAUUCUCUGCUUAAAUUUUAUAUUUCCUGUUUCCUUACAGCUGGCUAAUUUUUGCCAUUUGCCAACCAAUUUUCUAAUCCUCAAAUAUCUUCAUAUUUUAUGCCUUGUAUUUGAGACUGAUGAACAAAAUGUGUGCUAGUCCAAAUCUCCUUUACUGAAAUAUCAUAAAAAAGCCAGAAUGUAGUCUAUGAGUAAAUGGUGCUUGGUGGUGGUUGGCACCAAGAAGUUUCAA
Molecule: messenger RNA, 942 nt
Organism: Elaeis guineensis (African oil palm)
Lineage: Eukaryota; Viridiplantae; Streptophyta; Magnoliopsida; Arecales; Arecaceae
Product: vacuolar protein sorting-associated protein 25
Biological process (GO): protein transport to vacuole involved in ubiquitin-dependent protein catabolic process via the multivesicular body sorting pathway
Cellular component (GO): ESCRT II complex
Molecular function (GO): protein homodimerization activity; structural molecule activity
Source: RefSeq, a predicted model, not a curated record